AUUCUUCAAAUUAGCUUGCAAGUAAUCUGUCUCUAAAACCGUUCUUUCAAUCUAGAGCAGAAAUUAUGUUGGUGACGACUUGCUGAAAAGCCAAAGAACCAAGCAGCACAAUCAUCUCAAAAACCAUGGAGACCUUUUGAAUUUUAUGAGAUCCAUACAUGAAUUCAGGUAAAUCACUUUUAAGUUCAAUUUGUUUCAAAGAAUGGCAGCUGAUACAAAGUUGCUCAUGGACUUCCAAUUUGUAGGUCUCUUUCUGUUGAGUUUUCAUCAACUAAGCUGUACCCCAGACUCCAGGGACAUCUCAAUCCAUAGUGAUUCUUUUAACUCCUCGAAGAUUGUUGGUUGUUUUAAUUUGUCCACAGGAAUGCAAAACAUGGAUUCGAGUUCUGUUAGGUGUUAUGGUUUCCAUAGGGUUUGAUUGCUGUAUUUGUAGGCCAUCCAUUGGCCUUGAAACACCUAACAAAAUGCUCAUCGAACAAGCAAAAAGCAAUUGGGAAGCCACUGUCACCAAGAAAAAUUAAGAAUGAUUCUGGUUCUAAUCUCUUGGAGGUGCUCAAUUUCAGUCAACUGUGAGAAUGAUAGGAUGUUGAUCAGUCUAUAAUACCUUGAGUAGGUAAAUUGCUUCUAAGUUCAAUUUGUUUCAAAGAAUGGCAACUGAUGCAAAGUUGCUCAUGGACUUCCAAUUUGUAGGUCACUUUCUGUUGAGUUGUCAUCGACUAAGCUGUACCACAGACUCUAAGGACAUCUCAACUCAUAGUGACUCUAACUCCUUGAAGGGAAAUCAAGAUGAAAACAGAAAGUGUCAACCAUGACAACCAGUAGCUAACCAUGGAGAUCAAUGGUAUGGUAUUGUAGACCCAGUGGUGGCGAACGUGAUUUGCUCGAUAUGUUUUUUGUCUUGAAAUGGUGAUGAAGAGAUUUGAACCCACUUUCCAACAUAGGUCACAUCUCUCCUGACAAUUCAGCCAACACCAGCAGUGUCAUUUGCGCUGGCAACCCAGUGAUGAUAUGGCAAGUCUCCGAAGUGAAGAAAUUUCAUCCAGAUCAAUCAAUGCAAAGUGGAAGAUGCAUAAAUAUUUAAGGCGAUCAAGUGCGAUAUUCUGUCAAAUUAGUUGCUAACUAACAGACAUGAAAUGUGUGGAAGGGCAAGUUACACUUGCUAAUGUUGUCUCGAAUUUUGAUUGCAACAACGGAUGCAUUUGCUAUUGAGUACAAAAGAGCGAUGUGAGAUUGGGUGUAUUGGGAAGCUUCUAUCGAAGCUAGGGUCGAGAUUUUAACAGUUGUAUCCAUUUCUUUACAUUGUAAAGUUUCUAUUCGGCUCUUCCGGUGAAAUUUUGUAAUUGUUCUUUUAUCGUUCUUUCAUCAUCUUUUUUUGUAUCAAAAUAGUUGAGAACGUGAAAAUUGCACCAAAUUGGAACUAAUGUAUGUACUUCACCCCAAAAAGUUAUCUUCAAUGAAUAAAGAUUGUGAUGUUCC
Rubroshorea leprosula is the source of this 1476-nucleotide messenger RNA. NCBI's taxonomy places the organism in Eukaryota, Viridiplantae, Streptophyta, Magnoliopsida, Malvales, Dipterocarpaceae. The record is from the annotation of a GenBank genome assembly.